AUGACGACGGUGGUAUACGAUGGAGUGCAAGGCGAGGGUGGAACGAUAUUUAAAGACGUCAAGUUUUGGGUGGCGCAUCGAGUGCCUAUAAGAUCUGUCCUGUUAGAACAAAUCAAACAAAAUGGCGGCAGCGUAGUGUCUCUGGAAAAGCAAGCUGAUAUGCUUAUUGCGGAUCAUGCCAUACCAAAGCAUGCUCCGCAUAAGUCAUACUCGUGGAAGUUCAUCGACGACUCUGUCAAGAAUGGAUAUAUCCAAUUGAAGGAUCAAUAUCUAAUAGAAAGGCACCCGGAGGAGCCCAGGCGUGCGGGCAGUCAUCCCUCCAAAUCAACCCGUACCCCAUUUACUAAGGAGGACGAUGCAAGAAUCGCGAGGUGGGCCCUGGAUCAUCCGACGGAGCAAAAAGGAAAUAGGAUUUGGCAAGAAUACGAACAAAUUCGCGAGAAUGGCCGGCAUACUGCACAAUCAUGGCGCGAUCGCUUCAUCAAGAAGUUAGUGAUCCUUGACAGGAACACAUUGGAACGUAUGGCAGCUUCUGCAUCAACAGAGAUUCCGCCAGAAAACCGCAACGCAGUUCAAAAGGAACAAGCGCUCGACUUGACUGAAAGAAGCCUGCAACAGCCUGCUGCUCAGAAACAACGGAACGGCAGCCCAGAAGACACUCUCUUGUUAGACACAGCACCAGACCAUACGAAAGAAACAUCAUUGCCACCAAAGACUGAAGAGGUCGAAAGUCCUGUUCAACAUCAUCCAGCCUUUAUUGAACUGGACAGGAAGGAAAGGGGAAGAGUUGACUUCAAUCUGGACUUUAAUCAAUGGCUCCACAUACACAAGAAGGAAGUCAAAAGACAUUGGUUAAUCGGAGAUACGUCUAUAGAACUAUUCGACUUGGGGUGGGCUAUCCAGGAGACUAAUGAUCCUACCAGCAUUGAUAUCGACUGGGCAAAAGUCACUGAAAAUUUGGGAUUUGAAAAUCCAGAUGCGUACACGAUUAGCGAGGUGUUCCGUUUCUUUAAAGAGAGUCUUGAGGAGUUUUUGAGAUCCGUAAGGGAUUUUAAUACUGACGAAGAGGAGGAGGAGGAGGAUAUGUACGAAGAACAUGUCAAAGAGGAAGAACCCGCCUCGGACCCAGAAGCAGCUCCUGGGAUGAGCCUCACUCAGGAAACCGAUUGGGAAGAUGUCCAAGAUGAAGGCCCACCGCAAAGCUAUGAACGAAGUUCGCCGCCUAUUACUAUUUCUGGCUUGAAGCGGUCCGCAGACCGCGAGCUCACCUCAUCUGACAAUGCAAGGAAAAGAAGGCGCUUUGAUCCAGAUAUGGAGAUACCAACAACAACAGAAGCUGAGUUGACUCCUGAGGUGGUCCCCGCGCGAAACCCCUCUCCCAGUGCUCUUGUGAGCUCUCAAUGGCAAGAUUAUGUCGGCGAGAGCGAAGCUUCGCAACAUCUUCCUCCGCUCCCUCCUCAUGUAGAGGGAUCACCAGAGCUUGGAAUAUCGGUGAUUCCCCAACGGGAAACUCUGCAUCAGUUCGGGGAAAGCACUCCUCCAGAGGGCGAAACAAUGGAUUUUACGCCAAUGCCGUUCGAUCUGGACACAAGCCAUCACGAGAGGCCGUCGGCUAGUAAACGUCUCGAGUCGUUGAGGCAACGUGACAACAGUUUGACAAGCGAAUUAACCCUCAGACGAGCUGUUCCCUCAACCAAAGCCGACUCAAACCCGACUGCCCGAUCUGUAGUUCGACGCUCUAUUCCUACAUCAUUCAACUCAUCCCGAAAUCCAACUCCUCGGAAGCCACCACCCCGAGACAGCCUGCCUCGCGGUUCAGAUCCGUCUAAUUCUCAGGAAAUUCAAAAAUGGAUUUCUCACUACCAAUUAGAAGGAUUCUCACGUCGCGUUGUUGUCGAAGGUCUCAGGCGCACAACCCUUACACCUGGGAAAAUGGCGCUUCUUGUCAUGAAGCAUUUAAGCGAAGGCUGCGAGGUGCCCUCCCGCCACGAAGGAAUAUGGACGGAUCGUGAUGACGGAGACUUGAAGUUCUCAAUGAGUGUAGACUUCAGCCGAUCUCCUGCCAAUGAAAAGGAAGAGCAGGAUCAGGAUCUCGCUCAGAAGGCGCACAAUCGUCUUAUUAAAAAGCAUGGUAAACAAAGGUUUGAACUAAGAAAAAGCUUCUUGGAAGCCCAAACAGAGAAAGGACAUGGCUCGGAUCGUUAG
This is a messenger RNA of Fusarium venenatum, 2205 nucleotides long. The record is from RefSeq and is a predicted model, not a curated record. Lineage: Eukaryota; Fungi; Ascomycota; Sordariomycetes; Hypocreales; Nectriaceae.